This is a messenger RNA of Engraulis encrasicolus (European anchovy), 2349 nucleotides long. Its product is annotated as retinol dehydrogenase 13-like. Gene Ontology annotation, biological process: retinal metabolic process. The transcript has 7 exons. Lineage: Eukaryota; Metazoa; Chordata; Actinopteri; Clupeiformes; Engraulidae. The coding region runs from base 153 to 1214 and encodes 353 amino acids. Gene Ontology annotation, molecular function: all-trans-retinol dehydrogenase (NADP+) activity. Gene Ontology annotation, cellular component: mitochondrial inner membrane. The record is from RefSeq and is a predicted model, not a curated record.
UUGUGAUGAUUCGGAAUGUGUGCUUCACAUGUUGUUGAAUGAACGAAUAUGUAAUGGCAAGGGCACUGGGAAUAGUUUGUGUUUUUGCCAAAGGCGUGAAAGAAAUGGCAUAGAAAAUAACACUAAUAGAAGAGCUGGUCUGUUUGCCAAGGAUGAGCAAGUACAUACUCCCUGUGUCAGUAUUUGGCACGGCGUUUGGUUCCGCAGUCCUCCUGAAGAACUACAUUAGUGGAGGAACAUGCCCAUCCAAAGUGAAGAUACCUGGAAAAACGGUUAUCAUCACAGGUGCCAACACAGGCAUUGGGAAAGAAACAGCUCGUGAGCUGGCAAGAAGAGGUGGUAGAAUUAUUAUGGGGUGUCGAGACAUGGAGAAGUGUGAAGCAGCUGCUCGAGAGAUCAGAGGAAAGACAUUGAACAAACACGUUUAUGCCAAACACAUAGACCUUUCAUCCAUCAAAUCAAUAAAAGCCUUUGUCCAAAUGGUCCAAGCAGAGGAGGAUCGUGUGGAUGUGUUAGUAAACAAUGCAGGCGUAAUGCGCUGUCCACCAGGCAAAACAGAAGAUGGAUUUGACAUGCAGUUUGGUGUCAAUUAUCUUGGUCACUUCCUGUUGACUUACUUGCUGCUGGAUAAGUUGAAAGGUUCGGCCCCAAGCAGGAUUAUCAACAUGUCCUCUGUGUCUCAUGUUGGAGGAGAAGUGGACUUUGAUGACCUCAACUGGGACCGCAAAACAUUUGACACAAGAAAAGCUUACAGCCAGAGCAAGCUUGCCAUCGUUCUCUUCACACGAGAGCUUGCAAAGAGACUAGAGGGUACAGGCGUUACUGUCAAUGCCCUUCAUCCAGGUGUGGUGGCAACAGACCUGGGAAGGCACACUGGUCUCCACCAAUCACAACUCUCCAGCACAGUGCUCUCGCCAUUUUUCUUCCUGUUUGUGAAGUCACCCACACUCGGGGCCCAGUCCAGUGUCUACCUCACUGUCGCCAAGGAGCUGGAGGGCAUCUCUGGCCGUUACUAUGAUGUGAUGACUGAGAAGGAUCCAGCCCCACAAGCCCUUGACGACAAAGCAUCUGAAAGACUGUGGCAUGCCAGCGUUGCCCUGCUUGGACUCAACAGCAAGACUGUUUCACAUGCACAUCCUGCACCUCAGAGUGUUGUGAAGACGGAGGACCUAGUAUCGACAACAACCUGUGAACCAAUCACGUCUCCAUCUUAAUGUUUCUUACAACUUUUAGAAUUAGAAUUCUAAAAGAAUUACAAUUUGGUGAUUCUCUAGUUUUAUUGUUGAAGGCUAACUUGAAUUUGCACCACUCGUCACAGUAUAAUAAAUAUUGAACGUUUUAUAACUUCUGCUUCAUUUAACUUUGGGUUAAAGUCCUUUGUUGAAAAGCAAAUGUACAUGUCCACAAUUCCUGUUGAAUGUACUUAUUCUGAUUUAUUUUAAAUACACUGGGCCCUGGUAAACAUGCACAAUAAGUUGCACGCCUUUAAAAUACUCCCAAUGUUCACCUAAUACAACGUGGCUCUGAUAUUGGGACAUUUACCUUCAUAAUUUAAUACUUCAACAUAAAGUUAAAAGGCUGUUGUUUCAAAGAUGUAUCCCAAUAAUCCAUAUUGGUGUUUAAAGGUGCACAUUUUUUGUUGUUUAUUUCCAGAAUGCAUGUUACCCAUUCACCAAGGUUACCUUUUUAUGAAUAUUUACCACCACCAUCAAAUUCUAGGUAUUAAUUAUGACUGGUAAAAUUGCACUUUUCAUAAAUGAAAAAGGGGAUCAUCUUCUCCAUGGUCCGCCAUUUUUAAUUUCCAGAAAUAGAUAUUUUUUGCUGCAAAAAUGACUGUACUUCGGCCAUACUAGUAAAUAUUAGUUUAUUUUGUAAAUAUUCAUGAAAAGAUCAUAUUGGGCAAUAGGCUGCACAGUUUCAGUGGGCAGCCGCAGCAUAGUUGCAGUAGGCUACCUACUCUGGCCACAUCCUACAUAGUGCACCUCUAAAAUACACCAUGGGACCCAGAACGAUUGUAAUCACCAUUCAUCAUUACCUGAUGGAAGACAUUGAGAAAAGGAGAAUAUGUGAAUACUGAGGAUGAAGUAUUUUAUUGAGCAGCUUGCCAAGCAGAGAGCGUUUUCAUCCAUUUCUGUUGCCUUCCCAACACAGUGAGCAGCAUAGCACCACAACGCACAAGUUCACCCUUGUUGAAUUUAUGGGCCUCACCAAAGCAAUGUAGUGGUUAUUAAUGGCAUUGUGCUAAACAAGUCAAUGUUUGUUUGUGGGGAUAACUGAGUGCACUGAAAAUACCAUGUGUUAAAAUACUACUGUAAGGGAGUGUAGUCUUGGGACAUCCUUGAAGCAGAA